UUAUCUGAAGAACUGAGUGCAUGAAUAAUUGCAUGUCUACGUAUGCAAUAAUUCAGUGCACUUUAGGAAAAAAUUUAAUAAAUCUGUGGUAAAUGCAGAAAUCCCAGUUUGGUUGACUUUCAUCAGCUGCAGAGAUGGAGAUUGAGUCGAUGGUGGCAAACUGUGCACUUAUAAAAGCACGAGAAGAAGGCAAUGGUGGGAACCGUAAAGGAAGGAGUCGAAAAUGGAAGGAAUUUCUGCGUUUCCCGCACAUAAACGAAUGCACAGAGCUGGAGAUGAGUAUCGAGCGAGAUUAUUACAGUCUGUGUGUCAACCAGCCCAUCGGAAAUCAACUCUUCCGUCUUUUCUGUGCAACUAAAUCUGAUCUGCAGCAUUGCAUCGACCUGUUGGAUCAAACCGCCGAAUAUGAGGUGACACCGGAUGACAAGAGAAAAAACUUUGGAAAAGAACUCAUCAACAAAUAUCUGACCUCACAGUCCUCUAGGGUGCGUGCCAUUGUAGACUGGGAACUUGAGAAGUGCAGUGAAAAUAUAUUCAGCAGCUGCCAAAAGGCACUUCAUGAGUAUCUGAGUGGAGCUCCAUUUGCGGAGUACCUCAAAAGCAUGUAUUUUGACCGAUUCCUGCAGUGGAAGAUGGUUGAGAGACGUCCGAUCACCCGAGAUUUAUUUCGAGAGUACCGUGUUUUGGGAAAGGGUGGGUUUGGAGAGGUGUGUGCGUAUCAGUCCCGAGCAUCAGGGAAAAUGUACGCCUGUAAGAAACUGGAGAAGAAGCGUAUUAAGAAGCAGAGAGGAGAAGCCAUGGCCCUCAACGAGAAACAGAUUCUAGAACGAGUCAACAGCAGAUUUGUGGUCAGUUUAGCAUACGCUUACGAGACGAAACAGGCUCUUUGUCUGGUGCUGACGCUGAUGAACGGAGGAGACCUGAGGUAUCACAUCUAUAACAUGGGCACCGCGGGACUCAAAAAAGAAAGUGUACAGUUUUACGCUGCUGAGAUCCUGUGCGGCUUGAGCCAUCUUCAUAAAGAGUCCAUUGUUUAUAGAGAUUUAAAGCCAGAAAACAUUCUGCUGGAUGAUAAUGGUCAUAUUCGGAUCUCUGAUUUAGGACUAGCUGUAAUCUUGCCAGAAGAAAAACUUGUGAAGGGCAGAGUGGGAACAGCCGGAUAUAUGGCACCAGAAGUCAUUAUAAACACACCAUAUGGAGUAAGUGUGGACUGGUGGGGACUCGGGUGUCUAAUUUACGAAAUGACGGAUGGAAAUCCUCCGUUCCGCAAAUAUAAGGAACGACAGCCGAGAAAGGAGAUGGAAAGGCGAGUUCUGGAGAUGAUCGAAAAUUACGGGAAGAAGUUUGACGAGGACACCACAAGCAUCUGUAAAAGCCUCCUGGCUAAAAACACAAAGGAGCGAUUGGGCUGCAAAUCCGAACGAGGAUCAGAGGUCAUCAAAGGUCACGCGUUCUUUAAGGACAUCAAUUUUACGAGACUUGAGGCAGGAAUGAUGACGCCACCCUUUGUUCCCGACCCGAGAGCCGUUUACUGCGCAGACGUCCUGGACAUCGAUCAGUUCUCCACCGUUAAAGGAGUGAGCCUCGAUGAGGUCGAUCAGCAUUUCUAUAGCAAGUUUAACACGGGAAGCGUGACAGUGCCCUGGCAGAAUGAGAUGAUAGAGACCGAGUGCUUCAAAGACCUGAAUGUGUUCGGGCCACGAGGAACAAGAACACCAGAUCUGGACCGCAGCGUUUUGAUCCGAAAGACCAGCUCAGAGACUCAACUCAUCAAUCGGAGUCCUAAUGAAUGCGGCGGACACCGACACCGGCUGCUGAACCGAAUCUUCAAGAGACGUCACAGGGGGCAGUCAGCUGAUCCCAUAUAUCGCUCCUUAUCCAGCCAGGAUUCUGAAUGACUUCUGCAGAAGAGGACAAAACAAAACACCGUCCUUUCAUCUUCAUAAUUCCUGAUUCAUGUAAAAGACAGAUGGCUUCCUCACUGUAGAGGUUGUUUAAAGUGGCAGUGCUUAUUGAAAAGACUUGUAUUUACUGUAUUACAAACCCUACAGUCUACAGGGUUUGAGUACUUUUCUCAAGUUUUCAUAAGACCAAAAAAACCCCGCUACUCAAUGUUUUAUACUCGCAGUUUGUAAAUAAAAGACAAAAUCAGUUUGCAAAUGUCUUUUUUUCAUGCUUUUAUACUACAAAAAAAACUGAUUUAUGUUUUAUAAGCUCAAUUUUUAAAUAAAAUUUUAAAUCAGUGUGCAAAUGUAUGUUUUCAUGCUUUUAUAUUACAAAAAAAUCAGAUUUAUAUUUGACAUGCUCAAUUUUUAGAUAGACAAAAUCAGUUUGCAAAUGUCUUUUUUCUGCUUUUAUAUGAAAAACAAAAAAACGAUUUAUUGUUUUAUAUGCUCAGUUUAUAAAUAAAAGACUAAAUCAGUCUGCAAAUGUCUUUUUUCAUGCUUUUAUAUAACAAACAAAAAACUGAUUUGUUUUAUAUGCUCAAUUUAUAAAUAAAAUUCUAAAUCAGUGUGCAAAUGUAUUUUUUAAUGCUUUCAUAUUCCAUAAAAAUCUGAUUUAUAUUUGACAUGCUCAAUUUUUAAAUAAAAG
Messenger RNA from Carassius gibelio (silver crucian carp), 2592 nucleotides. Its product is annotated as G protein-coupled receptor kinase 5-like. Gene Ontology annotation, molecular function: G protein-coupled receptor kinase activity; ATP binding. The coding region runs from base 135 to 1898 and encodes 587 amino acids. Gene Ontology annotation, biological process: signal transduction; regulation of signal transduction; protein phosphorylation. The transcript is spliced from 16 exons. The record is from RefSeq and is a predicted model, not a curated record. NCBI's taxonomy places the organism in Eukaryota, Metazoa, Chordata, Actinopteri, Cypriniformes, Cyprinidae. Gene Ontology annotation, cellular component: cytoplasm.